AUGGCCAACACUGCAAUUACCCAGAAUAACAAGGUCAAGACAUUGAGCCAGGUAGGAGACCUGAUUCAAUUGUCUCGAUAUGAAGAGUUUCCCAGUCAAGAUAAGCUUCAAUUAGGAGCUAAUCCUGUGGAGCGUCAACUAGAGGUUCAGGCAAUCAACAAGCGUAUGUUUUUGGAGUGCUUUUUCACAAUCAAUCAUUUUUUAGAUACCAAGAGCCCAUUUUACAUUAGUCGAGUAUUCUCUGACUCGAUACAUAUUUGGGACAAUAUACAGCUUUCUGGUUUAUCUCUUAAAUCAUUCACUAUCAACCUUUACGCCAAAAUAGAUAUGGAGUGGAAAUUGCUAUUACGAUAUAAUGUGAAACUCUCAUUUUUGGUCAAUCUUGGUAGCGAUUUCGAGGUCAUAGAAUCCAAGUUGAGGAACGAACCAAAUUUGCUGCUUCUCAAGUUAAAUGAUGACUGUUACUAUGUACAGUCAAGCACAUAUUUGCCUAGAGAAGUGAUCAAAGACUUGGAGGUCUAUCAUUCUAACAAAAGUGCUGGGAGUUACCUUCGUGAAGAGCCAACCUGCACUUUUGAUCAGAUUAUGAAGCUGAAUAAUUUGACUGUCUGCUUGGUGGAUCUGCUUUCCUCUAAGAAAGUUCUCACCGAUAAAAUUGAAUCACUAUUGAGAGACUCCUUGCCCCCGAAGAGCAGUCCAGUGGUCAUCAAUUGUCUGAAAAUGCUCAUUGAUAGUCAAAAAUUGAGCAAUAAACUUCUCAAGCAGCAAAUUUCUCGUCUUACCGACAUUCAGCACGCAAAGGAAUGUAAAACACGUCACGGAUUAUUGACAGAGUAUAAGCGCGAAGAUUAUGCUCACUACUUAUUGGACCUAGAGUCCAUAAUAUUGCGAAUAUCGAAAGAAAAGUCCAGAAUAGCCAAUACACUCUUAACAAUUUUUCCUAUAGCAAUAUCUGAUAACCUCGAGUUCUCGCUCUUUGGGUACAAGCUCCCACAAAGCUUGAACUAUCUGAAAAUGACUCGCAUCGAAAUAGAGAAAACCAAUUCACUACUUGGUAUAGUGGUUCUCCUUGUGAUCAAAUUGUCAAACUAUCUGAACGUACCUUUGAGAUAUCCACUCAAGUUUUUUGGCUCUAAUUCAUACAUUACGGAUCCAGUCUCUAAAAUGCAAACUAAGCUUCGUGUUUACCCUCUAUUUGUUGUUCAAAAUAGUAACCUGGCUAUCCGGUUUGAAUUUGGAUUAUCACUACUAUUAAAGAAUCUACAGCAAAUUUUCGAAUCAGAAAAUCUUACCAAGCUUGAUGACCACGACUUACUUGCUAACUUGAAGGUAUUGCUGACAUGUAUAGCAACAGAUGAUGGACUGGGACUCAAUGAUUAUUUGGUGACAAAAGACGAAGUCAAUACAAUCAAGCUCAGCCUGUUGAAAAAUUGA
Molecule: messenger RNA, 1434 nt
Organism: Ogataea polymorpha
Lineage: Eukaryota; Fungi; Ascomycota; Pichiomycetes; Pichiales; Pichiaceae
Exons: 1
Coding region: 1-1434 (477 amino acids)
Biological process (GO): SNARE complex assembly
Cellular component (GO): lytic vacuole; endosome
Molecular function (GO): SNARE binding
Source: RefSeq, a predicted model, not a curated record